AGUCACCAAGUGUGAUAAAAUUUUAGUAUUUUAUUCCCACUACGUUUGAAUACUACAUUUGAAUACGAUAAGUGUGAACUAAAAUACGCAAUAAUCAAAAAUACGAUCGAAGAUUCCUGGAACAUUUUAUUUACUGAUCGUGUUAUAAUGGUUAAGGCAAGAAAAUACGUCGUCAAAAGAUAUUUUCAAGGAGUUCCCAAAAAGGAUGACUUUGAACUUGUCGAAUAUGAAUUGCCGCAGCUGAAAACCGGACAGUUCUCAGUGAAAGCCGAAUUUAUUAGUGUCGACCCUUAUAUGAGGGCCUACGGCUAUAGGAGACCAAUUCCAUACGACCAGUUCGGCUUUCAAAUAGGUACAAUUAUAGAGUCAAAGAACCCAGACUUUCCAGUUGGCUGCAGGGUGGUAAAUCAUCAAGGAUGGUGUGACUACAGCGUGGUUACCGAUUUAACGGAAAACCACAGUCAUGUAUAUCUAUUGCCAGAUCUUCAAGGUCUACCCAUUGAAUUGGCUUUGGGAGCUUUAGGCAUGCCUGGAGUCACCGCUUACUUUGGCUUUCUUGAAAUCUGUAAACCGAAAGCUGGCGAGACCGUGGUUGUAUCAGGAGCAGCGGGUGCCGUCGGAUCUAUUGUAGGACAGAUUGCAAAGAUUAAAGGGUGCAGAGUUAUUGGAUUCACUGGCUCCGAUGACAAAGUGCAAUGGCUCGAGAAGGAACUAGGAUUCGACAAAGCUAUAAACUACAAGACUGCGGAUGUUAAUAAAGCUUUAAAAGACGCAGCUCCAAAAGGUGUAGAUUGUUAUUUUGACAAUGUAGGCGGGGAGCUGACUGCUGCAAUUUAUAAGCAAAUGAAUUUGUAUGGAAGAGUUGCUCUCUGUGGUUGCAUUAGUUCGUACAAUGAGGAUCCAACCACGUAUAAGACAUCAUCACUGCUGCCGCUCAUCUUAUACAAGCAGCUAAAAGUGGAGGGUUUAAUAGUAUCAAGGUGGUACGAACCAGAAAACCGGUGGCCAGAGGCGAUCGCUGCUCUGGCACAGUGGAUAAAACAAGGCAACAUAAAAGCAAGAAGCCAUGUGACCGAAGGGUUGGAUAACCUCUAUGACGCCUUUGUCGGCAUGCUCGCUGGAGAAAACAUGGGAAAGGCUCUUGUAAAAGUUUAGUAAUGUGUUAUAAGGGUCAAUCUAAAAUCGGUAGCAGAAAAAGUGACAAUCAAUUAUGAUUUCUUAAUAACAAUGUUUGAUGUAAGUGUAGAGGUUAUUAAUACACAUAACAUUCUAAAUUUCGUGGUAAGCCGCGUAUAUUUUCAAUAUUUAUUUAUUAAUUUAUUUUAUUAAAAUUAAAAAACUGUGUUGGUAACAUAUGUAUAUAUAAUUGCAUGUUUAAUUCAUGGAAUCACAGUAUCUAUUCUUCAGUACUAAUAAUAAUUGCUGCAUAAAGUUCAAUCUUUCCCUGUUGGGGUAAGAUUGAUAUA
Messenger RNA from Pieris rapae (cabbage white), 1466 nucleotides. Its product is annotated as prostaglandin reductase 1-like. The record is from RefSeq and is a predicted model, not a curated record. Gene Ontology annotation, cellular component: cytoplasm. The coding region runs from base 148 to 1155 and encodes 335 amino acids. The transcript has 2 exons. Gene Ontology annotation, molecular function: 2-alkenal reductase [NAD(P)H] activity; 15-oxoprostaglandin 13-reductase [NAD(P)+] activity. Gene Ontology annotation, biological process: prostaglandin metabolic process. Lineage: Eukaryota; Metazoa; Arthropoda; Insecta; Lepidoptera; Pieridae.